AUGCUACGGUUUGCGGUGGAAGGCGGAAACAAAAGAGGGAAAAUGAAUCAAAGAAUGAUAAGUCGAUGGUUUUGUUCAAGAAGUGUGUCACCAAAUACUCGUUUUGGAUUGCCUACUGGUGAAGAAAAGUUGCGGCCGAAGUCAGCAGGAUUCACUGGAAAUAAUGAUCUCAUAUCAGACAAUUUACGUUGGGAGCCAAAUUUAUGUUUAAAGCGCGAUAUUCCGAGUAGUGUACGGUCGCUAACUUUUUAUGUCAAAUUUGAAGAUGCGAAGUUGAUAGAAGCAGUUCUGGCAUUGAUUGGUGAUGGUAAAGGGUUUGCUUUUGUGGCAUUCAAGGAGAGUGAAGCCGUACCACUUGUACUACAGCUUGAUGGAUCCAUUUUCAAAAAGCGUUCGUUACGUGUCAAAAGGGUGCAGAAGAAAAACAAGGUAGAUAAGGAGCCAAACUUAUCAACAUUCACAGAGAAUUAUUACGAAACAACGCAUUCGUCACAUGCAGUUUGA
Messenger RNA from Acanthocheilonema viteae, 504 nucleotides. The record is from the annotation of a GenBank genome assembly. Lineage: Eukaryota; Metazoa; Nematoda; Chromadorea; Rhabditida; Onchocercidae.